Pieris rapae (cabbage white) is the source of this 1037-nucleotide messenger RNA. RefSeq names its product proton-coupled amino acid transporter-like protein CG1139. The record is from RefSeq and is a predicted model, not a curated record. Gene Ontology annotation, cellular component: vacuolar membrane. Lineage: Eukaryota; Metazoa; Arthropoda; Insecta; Lepidoptera; Pieridae. The transcript is spliced from 7 exons. The coding region runs from base 66 to 1037 and encodes 323 amino acids. Gene Ontology annotation, molecular function: amino acid transmembrane transporter activity. Gene Ontology annotation, biological process: amino acid transmembrane transport.
ACAGCGGAUAGUUAGGAGAUCAACUGCAAGCAACGCAUCCUUCCUUAACACUGGUAACUUUCAAAAUGCAAAGGGAAAGUGGCGAGGAUCUAAACUCUUUUCGAAAGGAGACUGGCAGUGGGCGUGCUCAUCGGUCUGAAGCUGGAACUCCUACGCCUCGCAGAGUGGACCUGGGAGAUGAAUACGACCCUCAUCUAUUUCGUCAAGUACCAAACCCCACCAAUGACCUGGAGACGCUGUUUCACUUACUGCGACUUGGUUUGGGAACCGGUAUCCUGGCGAUGCCGCAAGCGUUUGCCAAGUCUGGCCUUAUCACCGGCAUUAUCGCAACAAUAUGUGUGGCGAUUUUAGUGACCCACUGUCUUCAGGUGCUAAUCAGAUCGCAGUAUGGUGCAUGCAAGGUUGAGCGUGUCCCUUUAAUGUCGUAUCCUGAAGCGGCGCGCGUUACUUUAAAUCUAGGACCGAAAUGUCUACGUCCACUUGGUGCACCGUCAUCCGUCGCCAUUGAUUUCUUUCUAAUUACCUACCAACUAGGUGUGUGUUGCGUGUAUAUCGUCUUCGUUGCCGAUAACGUCAAGAAGCUUUUGGAUCCACAUUUCGUGUUUUCUGUGGAGAUGCAUAUGCUGUUUCAAUUGCCCGUGCUCAUCGCACUAAACAUGAUCCCAAAUCUGAAGAUGUUAGCGCCAUUUUCUGGCGCGGCUAAUCUCGCUACAUUCACCAGCCUUUUAAUUGUGAUCUACUAUCUCUUGACUAUGGAGCGUUCAAAGGAGCCUCUUGAUCUUUGGGGUUCACUAUCAACGUUUCCACUGUUCUUUGGUACCAUCGUGUUUGCGCUGACGGCUGUUGGUGUUGUGGUGGCGAUCGAAAAUAAUAUGAAAACUCCAAAAUCGUUUGGUCGGCCGUGCGGCGUGUUGCAUAUCGGUAUGAGCGUUGUAACUACGCUCUUCAUCGCGAUUGGCUAUAUAGGCUACAUAUUCUGUGUUUCCGAAUGCCGUGACGUAAUCACUUUGGAUCUUCCUCCUGGGCCGUACGUGUAA